Medicago truncatula (barrel medic) is the source of this 7970-nucleotide messenger RNA. RefSeq lists its product as uncharacterized. Gene Ontology annotation, cellular component: nucleolus. Bases 86 to 7786 code for a protein of 2566 amino acids. The transcript is spliced from 13 exons. Gene Ontology annotation, biological process: maturation of LSU-rRNA from tricistronic rRNA transcript (SSU-rRNA, 5.8S rRNA, LSU-rRNA); maturation of 5.8S rRNA from tricistronic rRNA transcript (SSU-rRNA, 5.8S rRNA, LSU-rRNA). The record is from RefSeq and is a predicted model, not a curated record. Lineage: Eukaryota; Viridiplantae; Streptophyta; Magnoliopsida; Fabales; Fabaceae.
CCCUAAACGGCGGAUUAAAUCAUCAUCAUAUAAAUUCGCAGCUUACGCUUUCACCGGCAGCGAUUCGAAACUCCACGAAGCACCCAUGGAAGCCGCUAGUUACGACGGCGCUACUCUAAACUUCGAAUCCAAAAUCAGUUACGAAGCAAAACUAAAAGAACUUCUUCACAGAAUCACUUCACCGGAAAUUAAACUCUGUUCAUCCGCCACAAAAGAGUUCAAAAGCCUCUUAAAAACCGAAAACAGUUCGAAACUUCUUCGCGGUUACGUUACCGCUUCUCCGAAAUGCUCCGAGUUAAUCGAAGCUUGGAAGUUACGACAAGGUAGACAAGGUUUACAUUACGUUUUAGAGUUAAUUUCAACAUUAUUCAGUCACUCUGAUGGUAAAACAGGUUUAAACGGUGUUGUUAAGGAUUUGGAUACAUUUGCGCGGUUAAUUGUUACGGAUUGUUUGAAUGAUUUGUAUAAGGAGUUGAAUUGUAAGGAAUUGAAGAGGCAGAAAGCGGUUUUGUUGCUUUUAGCUUCGAUUGUGAGGCGUGGGAAUAGUUUAGCUAACGAGGUUGCCAAGAGUUUUGAUUUUAAGGUUUCAGGAUUUGCGGCAUUGGCGAAGAGGAGGAAAAAGGAGAGGGAUGGGAAGAGGGAGUUUUUGUUGAGGAAAUCGUUUGUUGGAUUUGCAAUGUCGUUUUUGGAGGUAGGGAAACCAGGGUUGUUGCGUUGGAUUUUGCAGCAGAGGGAGAUGUAUUCCGGUGUGCUGCGUGGAUUGGAGGAUGAUGAUGACGAGACCGUUAUUUUUGUUUUGGAGACGUUGAAGGAUUGUGUACUUGUUGAGGAAUCGUUGGUGCCGCCGGGGUUGAGGAGUGUUUUGUUUGGGAGUGUGACAUUGGAGCAGUUGGUUGGUAUUUGUGGGAGGGAAGGUGGUGGUGAUGCUGCUAAGAUUGCUUUUGAUGUUCUGGUUUUGGUUUGUACGGAUCCGAGUAAUGGGUUGAUGCCUGAUUCGAAGAGGAGGCCGCAUCCGUUGAAGGGUAAUUUGAAGAGGAUGAUGGAUUUGUUGAAGAAGAUGUGGCCUGCUGAGGUUCAGUAUCAUAGGGAUUUGCUUUUGGCUAUUGUUAAUGCUAGACCUACUUUUGGUUUGUUGUAUUUGAAAGAGUUUCCUUACAAUGUUGAAAACUAUAAAUCUUCUUCAUGGAUUGCUGCGAUAUCUGUUGCAGCUGAUUUGGUUUCUUCAAUCAGCAGUGGCAUUUCCAAGGAAUUUGAUAAUUCCCAGUCAAAUGGUCCUCCCUCGAUUGACAACAUGGAUUUACUUGACAUUGUGAAAUGUUUGUUUCCUCGUCCAUUCAGCAGGUCAAUGUUUAACAAGGGAUUGCCUCAUGCUGACACUUUUGUUAAACAUGGUACUCUAAGGCUUCUUCUGGAGUUAUUGAAACUGCUGGACUCUCUUUUUGGUGGUUUGAACCAUAAUUCUAGUUCAUCAGACAAUACAUUGAUGCAACAUAUGGUAUCUGUCAAGCAAGAAAUUCAGAAUUACGUUCAACCAUAUCUUCCUGAUUUGCAGGUUUUAUUAAAUUUACUCUCCUCUUUAGAUGGCUGUUAUGAAUCCCAUAACUCAAGUUUGAAGAGAAAUGCAUGCCAUCAUGAACAUGAUGAGAAUAGUAGAAAGAAGUUGAAAAUGGAUACUUCUGAGACUGACAUAGAUAUAAUUGUUGGUGGGAUAAAUUCUGCUCCAAAUAUUGAUUUGAUUGGUAACAGUGGAACAGUUAACAGUGGAACAGUUGACAGUGCACUUAAAGAAGAUGCACUGGAUGAUGUAGAGGAUCUCAUGAAUAGCAUUGGGGAAAUGUGGGAUUUGGAUCUUCAUUCCAUGGAUAUUAGCACCCUGAAGGAUGCAGAAUCAUACUUACUGUCUAAACUGCUUGAUGCUCUCAGAUAUUAUCAUCGGACUUUGCCUUCCACUGUGGAUCAAUCGUUUGAUUCUUUUAAAGGUCUUCUUAGAAACCCAUUAGAGUUAACAAGUCAUCUGCAAGUCUCACUGUUGUCUUUGCUUGUAGAAUAUAUUCAAUGGUGUCCAGAGAAUGAAAUUCCCAUAAGAACUCCAGCCAUGUUGUACAAAUAUCUACAGCCAUUCAUUAAAUUGUUUAUGUUUUCACCAAUAACCAAGACAAGGAAUUUAGCAUACAGGUUGGCUGUGGCAGCUAUGUUCAGUACUGGUGCUUUUGACGGGAACCUUCAUGAGAUACAUACAUGGUUUUUGUUUAUACCAGGUUAUCAAAGGGAGCAAUCCCCGGUUAAUAUCUUGAAGGUGGAUGUUUUACAGAGUUUGACUUCGUUUGUCAUAACAUUCUUAUGUGAUGCUGUUUCUACACUUGGGAAUAACUUAGUAAAAUAUUGGAAUAUCCUUAUGAAUUAUAUACAUUCUUUUGAAGGUGAUAAAGAUUUACAACCUGAUUUUAGUCCUUUUAUCAUAUGUGUACUGGAGAAGUGUCUAAAGGUGAUCCGAUCUAAGUCAGGAUCCUGCUCGUUGCCAAAAAAAUCGAUGGUAUUAUUAUACACUUGCAAUACAGUGAAAUAUCUCUUGCAAACCCAGGUCAAUGCUGAAUUGUUAUCUUCUGUAGUUAGUGCAGACUUGACUGAGAACUUUGGCAGCAAUUAUGAAUACGAUGAAGUCUUUCCUGAGUGGAAGCCUCUAAAGAACUUGUUGAACUUUGUGGAGGGCAUAUCACACCAACAAAAUUGUUGCCUUUUCUCUGGAAAAAAGGAAUAUGUCCUUCCUGAUGGUUCUUUGGGAAGUGCACUUUGUGAUGUAAAUAGAUUAUUAGGUGGCGGAGAUGGUCAUCAGUUGGCUGAAACAGCUGUAGCUUUCAUAUCGUCCAUUGUAUGUGAAAAUACUGAUAAAACAUCCACAAAUCUACCGUCGGGUGUGGUCAUUCUAAGUGAUUUACUUGAUGUUCCUUUCCCUAUCUUAUCAUCAAUAUUUUUUCUGGAUUAUAGUGUUCUUGUCCAUGCUUCUAAGAUGUGGCCUGUGAUGUUUUAUGCUGGCUUGGAUAUGGCCAUAUCUGAUCUGGGUAGUGAUAGUCGAAGUGCUGCUCCUAUUGAGACAUCUGAUCUUACAUCUUGUCCAGACUCUCUAACUUGUAGCCAACUGUUGGAUGCUUCUGAUACCGAUGCUGAUGCCGAUGCAUUUAGUAUCCUUCUAAAACAGACACCUUUCCAUGUGAUAUUACCGGCAAUGAUGUGUAUGAAUGGUCAUUACUCAUCAAAGCUUUCUGAGAUGCAAGAGCUUAAUUUCAAAAAAAACAUGCAAGAGCUUCUGCUACAUAAAUCAUGUGAAUCCAUUUCUGGCUGCUCAGUCCUUCCCAAUCUGCAGCUUGUGCUGUUCUGGACUCAUCAGAUUCAGUUAAGUCAUGAAGUUAUCCCAUUAGCUGAAAUAGAACAACUUUUGAAUCUCUGUGUUAUUCUUGUACAGAAUUUAUUAGCGCAAUUAUUUGUUCCAGAAAGUGGUUCUGACUUGUCUGUAAAAAACUCGUCUUUCUCUUCAACAAGUCAUUACAUUCAAAAAGUGAUUAAAACCAUUUUUUGUCAUCCUUCUGUUCUGAUGUCGUUAUCCUUUUCUUUGGAAAAUUGCCAAAACAUUUCAAAUGGAAAUACAGGAACCGGCUUUGAUAUCCUAAAUGUACUAUCCAGUGAGGGGUUUACAAAAUUUGGUAAUCCAAUUUUAAACAUAUUGACAAUGACCCUAAACAACAUGUGGUCGUUAUUAGGUUCCCACUUUCAUGGAUCAAAAACUCAAGAUGUCGCUAUUAAUUUUGUCAAAAUCUUUAAAAGCCUUCAACAGAAGCUGUUUCUGGAUGUCAAGGAAAGAUUUGAGCUGUGCAUUGGUACUAAAGAUACGACACAUCUUCUUCCAACACUGUAUGUGUUACAUACUUUGCAUAAGUUUUUAUCCCCUUUUCAGCUCCUUGAAUUAGUAGAUUGGAUGUUCAAAAGAGUCGAGAUGGAUGAGUUGCCAAUUAUGCCGUCCUUUUUAUCUGUUGGAUGUUCCGUAGCUGCUGAUGCUUUCAGCUCUUUGUCCUUUUAUUUUCAGCAGUCCAGUGGAAACAGGGUACCGUAUGAGUUGUUUUGGGAAAUGGGUGAAAACAAUGUGAAAGCUGAUAUUUUUGAGCAGAUCUACAGCAAGGUGAUUGACUUUUCUGUAAAAUAUGAAAUAGAUUGUGCGGACAGAUGUUUGCAUGAAGCUGUCAAUGCUUUGUAUAAGCAGAAAAAUAUGCAACAAGAAACUUUUCAUCCUAUGCUGUUGGCUGUGCGAAAAAUUAUAAUGAGUACUCCUGUGAAAAUGCUUUCUCUUUGCCUGUACAAAAUGAAUGCAAAGAAAGUUAAAUUCUUACAUAUUCUCACUGAACUGAGCUCUCUGCAUUCAUUAGUAUUUGGGCAUUUAUUUUUGGGUAUAGUGAAUAGAAGUUUACAUCAUGAUGUUGGGGUUACAGGAGCCAUUGAUGUAAAUCUUUCUGAAGAUCAGUUUAUACUGCUUCUUCCAACCUCCUUAUCAUAUUUGAGGUUGAUUUUUAAGAGAUUUGGGGAUCUGAAUCACGGAGAUUUUAAACAGAUACCUAACUUCUAUUCAAAAAUCUUUUUAAAAGGUUUUAGUCAGUGGAAGAGCUUUUUGUCAAAAGACCUAUUUGAGGAAGAGUAUGGAGAAUCCAUGCCAUCAUCUGUUCAAGAACUUCUCUGUCUUACUGAUUGUAGUCUCCUUGGAAAAUCAAUUCAUAUGUUGCAGUAUCACUUUGCUCUUAAUGGAGAUUCGCUGAAACUGAAGAAGCGACUAAAGCUUUUCAAAUCCAUUUUCCCUAAAUUAUCCUCACAUGAUGAGCUGAUGGAUUGUGAUAUUCAAUUUAUGGAUAGUUAUUCUCUUCGCCAGUCUUUUAACAUAAUUAAUCAUGUUGUUGCAAAGAUAUCACUUUGUAAAAUGUUACUGUUUCAUGAAGAAGUGGGUGGGGAUUUGAAAAAGGUUGGUGAAGAAAUGCAAAGAAAAUUGGAAGCAUCUAGGAUGCAUUUCAUAAACGUUUUGGUGGACAUUUGGCAGCUUAUUGUUCAGAAAUUUUCUUUAACAUCUGAUCAGUUGGGAACUGGGAAAACCAUAAACAUUUCAUUGCUACAUAAUCACUUGGAAGUUUUUGUGUUAACCAACAUUCUUGAGUUGGCUGUAGAGAUGCAAAAUGAUCUUAUUCAAUCACAAUCGAUUCCAUUCCUUGAGCAAUUAAUCAGAUCUGCUCUUCUCUAUAGGUUCAGUGAUCCUUUGACAAUGAAAACCCUCCAGGUUCUGGUGACUCGGCUCAAUGAGGGGAUGCUAUCAUAUGAUUUAUAUCUUCAAUUAUUACUUGCUCACUCUCAGUUUGCUCCCACUCUCCAUUUAGUGCGCAGACCAGCUGGUUCCUUUUUGAAGCCUGUAUCUAGCAUUCUGAAAUGUAUUGCCAUUCCUUCUCUUGACCACUCUGAAAAUAAUAAGAAUCACAAGGAGCAAACAACCAAGCUCUCUAAAGGACCACUGGAAAUUGUUAAAUUGCUUUGGAUACUCUUAUGGACAAAGGCCCGUCACACUGGUUUAGAUUCUCAAAAUGACAUUGGCAUAAAUUUAAAAGAACUGCAUGCACUACUGCAUCAUUCUUAUGGUUCAACACUCAGUGAGAUUGAUUUGGCUAUAUACAAUGUGAUGAAACAAAUUGAGUCUGUGACUGGAUCAUGCCCUCAGAAUGUAGAGUUAAAUUCCGAAGCAAUUGAGGAAUGGACUAGAAGUCGGCAAAGGGACAACUUUCCAAUUGACCCGGACAUAUGUGUGUCAACAGUGCUGUAUUUUCCUUAUGACAGAAGUAUUUCUGAUGAAGUGCCAUCUGUGAACAAGAUUGAAACUGACAAUGUCAGGAAAAAGAUACAUUUUUCUCAUGUUGAACUUAGAGAGCGUUAUGAUCCCGUAUUUAUCUUGCAAUUCUCAAUUCAUGGCCUGUCUAAAGCAUUCAUAGAGCCUGUAGAGUUUGCUGGAUCAGGGUUGCUUGCAAUUGCAUUUGUUAGCAUGUCUUCUCCAGAUCAUGGAAUACGAAGAUUAGCUUAUGCGACACUUGAUAAAUUUAAGAAAGCAUUAGAGAAGUGCCAAAAGAGGAAGGAUGUAAUGGGACUUCGGCUUCUAAUGAAUUCUGUUCAAAACAGUAUAGAAGAGCCAUGGCAAAGAAUCCCAUCAGUUAUUGCUCUGUUUGCUGCAGAGGCAUCUUGUGUAUUGUUAGAUUCAUCACAUGAUCAUUAUGCAGCUAUAAGUACAUUUUUGAUACAGUCUUCUAAGUUCAAUAUGAAGGUUGUACCUCUGUUUGAUAACUUCAUUUGGAGUUCAUCCGUCAAUUUCAAAGCAGAGAGAUCUUGGAUACUUCGGCUAGUAUAUGCAGGGCUGAACUCAGAUGAUGAUGCUAUGAUAUAUAUCAGGAAUUCUAUUCUUGAGAAUCUAAUGAGCUUUUAUCUCUCUCCUCUCUCGGAUGUUGUGUCAAAGGACCUGAUCUUUGAAGUGAUAAAGAAAUCUAUUAAAGUCCAAAAGAUUGCUCGUCAUCUAGUGAAACGCUGUUCUUUAUUUUCAUGGUUAUCAUCUCUGAUCUCAGUUGCGAGAAGGGUUGGGCUUAAUGCAGAUGAAAAUAGAUUUUUCUUGAAGCAUGUAUUGGUAGUAUUGAAGGUUGUCAAUGAUGUUAUUUCAUCUGGAAGCAUGUCCAAGUGGUUGCAAAAUCAUGGCUUUGAGCAACUCAUGGAGCUUUCAUCUAAUCUAUUCAGUGUUGUACUCCAUGAUGUAACAAUGACAGAUGAAACUGUGGGAUUAGUUAAUCCUUUUCUACAAAUGAUAGUGUCGGUGUUGAAGUUCUCUCAAAAAAGGGAAAUAUGUCAGUCACAUUUCACCUUAUCAAUUCAGGGUUUAUAUCAGAUAUUCCAGGCUGGCAGUGUGUGUAAUCAGGCUACGAAAGGAAUUAAUCCAGAUUUAUCUCUUGAAGCCAUACUUAUGAGUGCACCUCCUACUUCCAUUUUCUUAAUGGAUGAGGAAAGGCUUCAGAAUUUUAUCACCUGGGCAAUUACAACUGCUUUAGCGUCAGAGUCUAAACAAAGGCUGAGGUCUAAUGAGUCUCGCUUAAUUGUUAAAACAGAAUUAGGGGAAGAGUCUCAUGAUGACACAUUAGUGUCAAAAUUUUUGCGUUGGUUAACAGCAUCAGUAAUCAUUGGGAAGCUUCACCAGAAAUCCAAUGAUACAUAUUCAGUGUUUUCUGAGACAAAUACACUAGAAUCCCUGCAUUCUUUACUGGUGCAUGUAGAAAAUACAUCGAGACAAAGACAUGAUAUUAAUACUGAUUGUGAGGAGUUGCUUGCCUCUACAAUUUUCUAUCUCCAACUGCUUCCUGGUAUAAAUCAGGAACUGCUACCAUCAGUUUUAUCUGCUCUCUGUCUCCUGACUUUUGGUGCCUCUAACAUAUCAGUGGGAAGAACUGAUUUAUUGCAAGACUACAAUACUUUCAUAUCAUCAAACUCUUCAAGGGUACGAUGCCCUCCCGAAGCUAAUCCGGCUUGGAGAUGGUCAUUUUACCGGCCAAGGAAGGAUCAUUCACUGGAGCUCACUGGUACACAAGCUAUGGAGGAAUAUCAUGCUUGCCAAAAUCUGUUGGUCAUUGUUGCAAAUGUGCUUGAUGGAAAGAAAUUAGAGUCAGCUCGUUUGUCCCCUCUAGAUGUAGAGAUAUCUACCUUAAUCCAAUGGGAAAAAAGUUUACUAAGAAACUAAGUGCUUAUUAUAAACCCAUUUUUUGGUAUGUUGAAAGUGUAUCUACCUUAACUCUAGUGAGAAUUUAUAAAGAUCAACCCCACUUUGAAUGUGAAUAUCUCUUUUUGUAAGAAUAUUGUUAUAAAGAUUAAAUUCAGGAAAAAGGAUUUGCUUAUUGUGGAAAGCAUAAUUUCACGAAAUUUAA